Messenger RNA from Emys orbicularis (European pond turtle), 1911 nucleotides. It is a transcript of the gene GPNMB, whose product is annotated as glycoprotein nmb. Gene Ontology annotation, biological process: cell adhesion. The record is from RefSeq and is a predicted model, not a curated record. Bases 1 to 1911 code for a protein of 636 amino acids. Gene Ontology annotation, cellular component: plasma membrane. The transcript has 12 exons. Gene Ontology annotation, molecular function: integrin binding. Lineage: Eukaryota; Metazoa; Chordata; Testudines; Emydidae.
AUGCAUCUCUGCUUAAUGCCAUCACAUGAUGAGCCCUGGGGCUCUCCAUUUAAUCACAGAGGAGGAGGGCAGCAGAUAAACAUUAUUCUCACUUCUCUGAAGAGAGUUAACCUGUGCAAGAAUUGGGGACACAAUACACACACACACUCCCACACCAUGAAGGGUCUCUGCCUCCUCCUCCUCCUUGGAGUCCUGCUCCUGUCCGAAGGAGUUCUGCAUGCUGCUGCCAAACAGUUUCGAGAUGUGAUGAGCCAUGGAAGAUCUUCUUCUCAUGUCAGGUCCCAUAAGAAGCUACAUGGCUGGUAUCCUGAUCAAAAUCAGUGGAAUGAAAAGCUUUAUCCUUUCUGGGAAAAAGGAGAUCCUAGAUGGAAGGACUGCUGGAGAGGAGGAAAGGUGGUGGCCAGAUUGACCUCUGACAGCCCAGCUCUAGUAGGAUCAAAUGUGACCUUUACUGUGACCCUACAGUUUCCCAGGUGCCAGAAAGAAGAUAAUGACAGCAACAUAGUAUAUGACAGGAACUGCAGGAAUGAUUCCUCAGACUUUCCUGACCAGUAUGUCUACAACUGGACUAAGUGGAUUGAUGACUGUGGCUGGGAAAACUGCACAAGCAACAAUACCCAUAAUGUGUUCCCAGAUGGGAGACCUUUCCCUCAUCAUCCUGGCUGGAGAAGGAGGAACUUUGUCUAUUUGUUUCAUACAGUUGGCCAGUACUACCAAAAAACUGGAGGCUCUUCAGCAAUUGUUUCCAUCAACACAACAAAUAUCACCCUUGGCAAACAGAUGAUGGUGGUCUCCGUUUACAGAAGAGGUCAUCGAAAAUAUGUUCCAGUUGCAACAGCAAGUGGCAUCUAUGUUGUGACAGACCAGAUUCCUUUAUAUGUGAACCUGUCCCAGAAGAAUGACCGCAAUGCCUCAGACUCUGUCUUCAUCAAGGAUUCUCCUAUCACAUUUGAUGUCAAGAUCCAUGAUCCCAGUCACUACCUUAAUAAUUCUGCGAUCUCCUACAAGUGGGAUUAUGGAGAUGGCAGUGGCUCAUUUAUAUCCAACAGCUCUAUUUCAACUCACACUUAUACGCUGCAGGGAAACUUCAGCCUGAAUUUGACCGUCCAAGCUAUUAUACCUGUACCUUGUGGGCCUGCAACACCUACCCCACCACUUCCUACCUCGCCAGGGGCAACAACUCAAAACUCAACCAGUGCUGCAAACAAAACUGAGUCAACCACUCCUGCUAUCACUACUGCACCACCCUAUAAUCUGGACUCUCCCACCAGUGCUGGUGUAAUGGAAGACACUCCUGAUGGAGGCUGCCAUAUUUACAGAUAUGGACAUUAUAAAACUACUAUCUCCAUUGUAGAGGGAAUCCUUCAGGUAAACAUUAUUCAGAUGACAAGUGUCCAGAUGACAGUGGCUCAAGGUGAAAACUCCCUGGUUGACUUUGUUGUUACCUGCCAAGGGAGUCUUCCUACAGAUGCCUGUACAAUAGUCUCUGACCCCACAUGCCAGGUGUCACAGAAUGUGGUAUGUGACCCCGUUGAAGUUACUGAUCAAUGCUUACUGACCAUCAGAAGAGCCUUCAAUGAGCCCGGAACCUACUGUGUAAACAUUACAUUGGGUGAUGAUGCAAGCCAAGCCCUCACAAGUGCCCUUAUAUCUGUAAAUGAAGCUCCAGGGUCAUCUUCGAGGACAGUGGAAGGUGUCUUGAUCGCCUCAGGUUUCUUGGUGGCGUUUGUCAUCAUUGUGUCUCUCCUUCUUUACAAGAGGUACAAAGAGUACAAACCUAUUGAAAGAAGUGCAGAACAAGCAGUGAACAGGGAGGGACUGAGUGUUUACUUCAACAAUGUCAAGGCUGUUCUCUUCCCUGGGAACAAUGAGAGAGAUCCUCUGCUGAAAAGCAAACCAGGAAUUGUUUAA